This is a messenger RNA of Odocoileus virginianus texanus, 1693 nucleotides long. The record is from RefSeq and is a predicted model, not a curated record. Lineage: Eukaryota; Metazoa; Chordata; Mammalia; Artiodactyla; Cervidae.
GGGCGCCCGCCCGCCCGCCGGGCCCGCAGCGUCUUGGCCGAGCGCAAAGCGCUGUAUGAAAGCAAAUUAGGCUGCUCCGGCUUCACAUCUGUGGAUCCGACCUGACCUGAAGGGUCCAAAGGAGGACGGGGGUCAGCUCUGCCGGACCGAGACCUCCCGGUUCCCCGCAGACACCCCACAGCAACCUGACCCUUCAUGCAAGCGGCGAGGGGGCUGGGAGCGAAACACGUGGGACUCGCCCCCUGAGCAGAAAGGAAUUAUUCUUUUUCCCAAAGAGGAAAAGGGCACCAGGGUUCAGUCUGAAGUGCCCCCCCUCCCCGCCCCAGGCCCCCGUGGAUGGGCUUUCGGAAGGCAAUUAAAGACAUCCGCUCAGAGAGGACCUGGGCUGGGACCUGGGUCCGUAGCUUUCUGAGUGGCAGCCGGUCUUACACACGCUGCUGGCAAGUGUCAACUGCGGGGGGCAAAGGACCAGGUUAAGUGAGCUGGCAAAAAAAGAAAAAGAAAAAAACCCGCUUCCAAGUGGACCCAGGAAGCCAGGUUGUGGUGCCAGCGUCGAGGACCCCGGAGCGGGAGGAGACGGUGAAGUGGAACAUGACCUGUUGCGUUUGGCAGCUCCCCGCAGCAUGCUCGUAAGGAAGCGGCGCAGACACGGACCCUGCCGGCGGCAGGCGCUGCUCGCCCUCCUGGUGCUGGGGUGCGUGCUGCUGAUGCUGGGGGCCCUGCACCCGCCCCCGCACGCCCUGCCCCGGGCGCCCCCAGUCCCCCAGGCGGCCGCGCGCAGCCCCCAGGCCGCCUAUCGCCUGGACUUUGGGGACCCCCAGGAGUGGCUGCUGGAGUCCGAGGAGGAGGACCAGGAGUACGGCCCCCUGCCGCCCCUCGUCUCCCUGCGAGAGGACCAGCUCCUGGUGGCCGUGGGCUCGCUCAGGGCCGGAAGGAACCGGAGCCGGGGCGGGCGAGGCGGCGGCUACCGGCUUAUCCAGCGGCCGCACAAGCAGCAGGACGCGGCGGCCCCGGAGAGGGACUGGGCGGCCGAGGAGGAGGAUGGGGAGGACGAGGAGGCGUCCGAAGAGGGGGAGCGGACCGCGCUCAGCCCGGAGGAGGCGCCCAGUGCCCGCAGCCCCGCGCACAGAGGGGGCUCGCGGCAUCCGCUGUGCCUGCAGCAGCCGCCGCCCACGGACAGCCUGCCCACUGCCAGCGUCAUCCUCUGCUUCCACGACGAGGCCUGGUCCACCCUCCUAAGGACCGUGCACAGCAUCCUGGACACGGCGCCCAGGGCCUUCCUGAAGGAGAUCGUCCUGGUGGACGACCUCAGCCAGCAAGGACAACUCAGGAUGGCUCUCAGCGAGCACGUGGCCCGGUUGGAGGGGGUGAAAUUACUCAGGAGCAACAGGAGACUGGGCGCCAGCAGGGCCCGGAUGCUGGGGGCCGCCAGGGCCACCGGGGACGUGCUGGUCUUCAUGGACGCCCACUGCGAGUGCCAGCCGGGCUGGCUGGAGCCCCUCCUGGCCAGAAUAGCUGGUGACAGGAGCAGGGUGGUGUCUCCUGUCCUAGACGUGAUUGACUGGAAGACCUUCCAGUAUUACCCCUCCGAGGACCAGCAGCGAGGAGUGUUGGACUGGAAGCUGGAUUUCCACUGGGAGCCUUUGCCGGAGCGCGAGAGGAGGGCCCUUGCCUCCCCUGUCAGUCCCAUCAG